Dendronephthya gigantea is the source of this 1247-nucleotide messenger RNA. RefSeq lists its product as uncharacterized. Gene Ontology annotation, cellular component: pore complex. Gene Ontology annotation, molecular function: channel activity. Gene Ontology annotation, biological process: cytolysis in another organism; pore complex assembly; monoatomic cation transport. The coding region runs from base 109 to 1194 and encodes 361 amino acids. The transcript is spliced from 12 exons. NCBI's taxonomy places the organism in Eukaryota, Metazoa, Cnidaria, Anthozoa, Malacalcyonacea, Nephtheidae. The record is from RefSeq and is a predicted model, not a curated record.
CGGCCGUUAUAUAAGCGAGACGGUUGAAAGCGAUUCGCCAUUUUUUCUCCAGGUCGGAAAGAAACGAGUUUGUUGGUGAAAAAAGGACAGGAUAUUGAAAGAAUAACUAUGGCUAGAAAGCUCAUUUUUUUGGUCGUGCUUGCAACUUUGGCGUUAAUCGCUGUUCGCGCAGAAGAUGAUUUCAAGGAAAUAGACGAUGCAGAAGAGGAAUACAUGGAAUCAAAAGUUGAAGACGACGAGGAAAGCGAGGCUCGAGCCCCAAGAAGAUUUGGCUUUGGAAGAAGAACCGGAAGUAGAUCAUCGCUGGGUACUCGAUCAUCAUCAGGAUUUUUCAGAAGAACAAGUUCUUCGAGUCGAACUAGCAGCAGUGGAUUCUUUAGAAGAAAUCGUAGUACAGGUGGAAGCAGCAGCGGUGGAUUCUUUAGAAGAACUCGUAGUACCGGUGGAUCCAGUAGUACCAGAGGCGGCUUCAGAUUUGGGAAUAGAGCCGGUACAAGUGGAACUCGCAGUGGCGGUUUCAGGUUUGGUCGAAGAUCAGGCAACGGCGCUGGUGGUUCAAGCACAAGACGCUUUACAUUCAGGAGAACGAGACAAACCACAGGGGGUGGAUCCACUGGGACAAAUGGUGGAGGUGGAAGCGCGAUUGGUGCGUGGCAGAAACUGGGCACCAUCAUAGAUCUGGCCCAGUUGGGAGCCGGAGUUGCCAAUACAGUUCUAGAACAAAUGUCAAACGUGGAACGCAAAAUUGUUAUAACUCUUGGAAACGUGGAGGGAGCUCCCUGGCAAGGCGGUACGGCUUACAUGAAAGAAGGUUCUCUCAUCAAAGUCCUCCCCCCUAACGUGCCGGUGGAAGAGGGUGUCCUCAUGGGAGGAGUAAAAAAGGCAGGUCCUUCGGCAACAGGGGUGUCAGGAGCGUUCUGCUACGGCUUUGAAGAGGCGCCCGAAUCGUUCUGUGUUAUGUUUAAACUGCCCUGGAGUGGCGAGAAUCAGUGGAAUGUAAAGGUCUAUCCUGAGCAAAAGCAAGCAAGCGAGUCGGUUUACAAUGACCUUCAAAAAGAUGCGAUCAAGGCGAGCCAGCCCAUAACAAAGAAAGUUAUUUACACUGGCGAUGGAUACCAGUUCUUCAUCAAAGAUGCUUCCAUGACAAGCUCCGGACAGGCAAACUUGCAGUUCAGCUUUGGUAUUGAGAAUUAAGACCCAGAACCACGCAAGAACGGGAGGACUUUAGCUGCUUUAGAAUGGAUUAG